CACUGUUAAAUUUAUCCGUACGCAGCGAACUACAAGCAUUCAAACUGUACAGCUGUCAGAGAGAAGACCGAGUGCACAUAGCAACAACUGUGGAUUGUAUUCUGGCCAGUUAAAAACUACAAUAGGCUACAGAACUGGACAAGCGGGGGGAUAUAACACUUGUUGGAUUUCAUGUGCAACAUGACUUUUGAGGAACUAAGUGGAGAUCAUUCAGUUGAAAGGAUGGAUUCAGUGGCUAGAGCCUUGGAGGAGGUCCUCAGUUCUGCCUUACCUCAGGGAUGCAUUACAGUUGGAGUUUACGAAGCGGCCAAAUCACUAAAUGUGGAUCCGGAUAACGUGGUACUUUGCCUCCUGGCUACCGACGAGGAGGACGUCAAGGACGUUGCUCUUCAGAUCCAUUUUACCCUGAUUCAGGCGUUCUGCUGCGAGAAUGACAUUAACAUACUGCGUGUGAACAACAUGAGGCGUCUGGCGGAGAUCCUUGGUGGGCAGAAACAAGGCGGAGAACCAAUGGAUUUACACUGCAUCUUAGUCACGACCCCGCACUCGUCUGCGUGGAAAGACCCGGCGCUGAGCAAGCUGAACAGGUUCUGCAGGGAGAGCCGCUGCCUGGAUCAGUGGGUCCCGGUCAUCAACCUCCCCGAGCGAUGAAGAGCCAGGCGACCUGGACUUUGCUUUUCAUGAAAAACCACGCUGGAUUUGUGUGACGCUCCAGUGGAUCCCUCAGGAACAAAAAAAAAAAUCCCUAAUGCUGAUGAAACGAGAACAAAAAUAAAGAAAGAGAAAAAGGAAAGAAAAAAAAAAUCCAGCUCUCUUGACGGGGGGAAAAAAAGGGGGUGGAGUUCAGUCCAACGAGAGCUGUAUUCUUGGCUCGGUGCAGGGAGGAGUGACUCAGCAGUUUUGAGCCAAAGGACAGCCAGGGGUUGGGCUUGCUUUUGAGCCGGGUUUCGGAGGAGGGACGCUGUACAGGAAACGGAUCAUGUGUGGGCACACCGGUGCGUGGAAGUUCAAGCUGGGAUUCGAAACAAGCACAGACUGGCGAGGAAGAAGCGGAGAGGAACAAAGACUGGGGCUUCCUGGCUUUUUCACAACUUCAGGGGAACCUACGGGACUGCCGCACAUACAGAAUUUCUGGACUCAAUAGUUUUGCAAUUAUCAUUUUUAUAAAAUAAUGCUGUUGCCGUUGUUGUUAUUGUUAUUAGAAUUAUUUAAAAGGGAAUGCCCAGAACACCAAUGUGCAGGAAAAACAAUGCAUUUGAUAUUUAUGCUAACAAUUGUUUUACAAGUGAACUGUUCUUUUUUACUGUCACUGAGAUAUUUUAUGAUAUUAAUUUAAAUGUAUUUAUGUUGAAGUUUCCAUCAUCAUUUGCAAUUCUGUAAAACAGUGGUACAGAUGUAUUUUGUUGAAUAAAAUGUUUUUCAACCAGA
This is a messenger RNA of Anguilla rostrata (American eel), 1428 nucleotides long. It is a transcript of the gene gadd45aa, whose product is annotated as growth arrest and DNA-damage-inducible, alpha, a. Gene Ontology annotation, cellular component: cytoplasm; nucleus. Gene Ontology annotation, biological process: regulation of cell cycle. The transcript has 4 exons. The coding region runs from base 172 to 651 and encodes 159 amino acids. NCBI's taxonomy places the organism in Eukaryota, Metazoa, Chordata, Actinopteri, Anguilliformes, Anguillidae. The record is from RefSeq and is a predicted model, not a curated record.